AUGAUCACCGAGAAAUUAAAACCAUUCUACUACCUUAAUCGUGAACAACUCGUCUGCACGCGCAUAUUGCCGUCCAAGUGGUGGAUGGAGGAGCUGCUAAGCGGUAGAUUAAUCCCGUGGCUGUUCGAUAUCGACGAGAGAUAUCUGUUCAAAGUAGACAAGAAGUUCAGAGCUGAAACACCCGGCGAGCCCUUCAACAUUAUAAGAGACUUGGACUGGGAGCUGCUUUGCCGCCAGCUAGGCCAGAACGACUUGUUUGAGCCGGGCGGCAUCCUGCACGGAGAGAAAGAACUCGAGAACCGCUGGCGUAUCUGGCGUCUUCUCGACCGCGCGGUCUUCGUUCCUAACUUACCGGAUGGACCUCGUUCUUAA
Messenger RNA from Daldinia childiae, 372 nucleotides. RefSeq lists its product as uncharacterized. The coding region runs from base 1 to 372 and encodes 123 amino acids. Lineage: Eukaryota; Fungi; Ascomycota; Sordariomycetes; Xylariales; Hypoxylaceae. The record is from RefSeq and is a predicted model, not a curated record. The transcript has a single exon.